AUGGCGGACCAAAAUAUUUCUCAGUACAAAUAUUCGGCAAUGUCCAACCUGGUUCUCCAGGCGGACCGUCGUUUCAUCAGCCGCGUUAAUGACGAGGCAACCGGAGAUCCCGAGUCAUUGGCAGGUCGCAUUGGGAUUCGGGAGAUGGGCUCACGUAUCGCUCGUGAUGAUGCGCCAAAGUCGAAAAAGAAAGCCGGACCUACGGACGUCGAAAGGGGUGCGAUUCAUGAGGGUGAAGACGUUUUAUUCCGUGAACAGAAAAAGCGCCGUGGCCAACCAGCACAACCCCGAGGCCAGGGUAUCCUCUCCGCUGCCGAUGCUCUCGUUGAAGGCUUAAAAUAUCGCCCUCGGACACCCGCGACUCGAGCGACAUAUGACCUUAUCCUUACGAUUACCGGAACCCACUUGGGCGAUGUACCCCACGAAGUUGUUCGAAGUGCCGCCGAUGCCGUUUUGGAAUACCUUAAGGACGAAGAUAUGAAAGAUUUCGAUAAGAAAAAGGAAGUUGAUGACCUUCUGGGCAGUUCUAUGAACCCGAAAGAGUUUAAUGAGCUGGUGAACCUUGGGAAGAAAAUUACAGACUACGACGCCCAGGACGAUGACGAGGAUAUGGACGGUGGCUUUGAUGAGGCAGGUUCUGAGCUUGAUGAACGUCAAGGUGUUGCCGUUGUUUUCGACGAAGAAGACGAAGACGAAGAGCGUAUGGGCACCGUUGACGAGAUUCGAGAGGAGGACAGCGACGAGGAUGAAGAAGACGAGCAAGAUCAACCUGAUGUCGCCGCCCAAGAGGCCGAUGAGGGUGAUGAAAUGGUCAUCGAUGGAGGCUUCGACCGUGAUACUAAGUCCGGAGACAAAGCUGGUCUGAAGGUCUCUGCUCACGAGAUUGACGCUUACUGGUUGCAGCGACAAAUUGGUGCGUUGUACUCAGAUGCCCAUAUUCAACAAGAAAAGACCCGGGAAGCCCUUGAGAUUCUUGGUGGUCAAACAGAGGAUGGUUCCGAGCGACCUCUUCGAGAUGUUGAGAAUGACCUGAUGGAGCUCUUUGACUAUGAGCAUGCCAAGCUUGUCGCAAAAUUGGUGACAAACCGGGACAAAGUCAACUGGGUCACCCGAUGGAAGCAGGUUGCUGAAGAUGCGGACGCCCGUCACCUUGUGGAAAGUCAAAUGGUCGAAGCUGGUCAUCGCGCUAUUCUGGACGAAAUCCGCGGAAAGUCUGCUCGUGAUGAUCUUGCCGAUCGUCCUGACAAGCGUAUCAAGCUUGACUUGAUGGACGUCGAUGUUCCCUCAGCACCAAAAGAAGAGGAGAAGCCUGCUACGGAAGGUGGAUUGGUCGGUGGUCUCCAGCCCAAGAAACUCAUCAACCUUGAGAAUCUGGUUUUCCAUCAGGGCAACCAUCUCAUGACCAACCCCAAUGUCAAGCUCCCUCAAGGCUCCACUAAGCGGACUUUCAAGGGAUAUGAAGAGAUCCAUGUCCCACCGCCCAAGGCGAAGAGAGAGGCUGGAGAGAAAAACAUCCCGACUACGGAAUUACCUGACUGGGCGCGUGUUGGAUUUGGAAGCUCGAAGGAACUGAACCGAGUACAGACCAAGUGUUACCCCUCAGCCUUCCACGAUGAUGGAAACCUUCUUGUCUGCGCACCUACUGGCUCUGGAAAAACCAACGUUGCCAUGCUUACUAUUUUGCGAGAAAUUGGUAAGCACCGCAACCCAGAGACCGGAGAGGUAAUGCUCGACGACUUCAAAAUUGUAUAUAUCUCUCCUCUCAAGGCGUUGGUUCAGGAGCAGGUUGGAAACCUUGGAAAACGUCUCGAACCCUAUGGCAUUCGUGUGGCUGAGCUCACUGGUGAUCGUCAACUCACCAAGCAGCAAAUUGCCGACACGCAGGUCAUUGUUACUACCCCCGAGAAGUUUGAUGUCAUUACCCGAAAGGCUUCCGAGACCAGUUACACCAAUCUUGUCCGACUCAUUGUCAUUGAUGAGAUUCAUCUGCUUCACGAUGAUCGUGGUCCUGUCAUUGAGAGCAUUGUUAGUCGUAUUAUCCGCCGCGUCGAACAAACUGGCGACCCUGUGCGAAUCGUGGGUCUCAGUGCCACCUUGCCAAACUACCGUGAUGUUGGAAACUUCCUUCGUGCCGAUCCCGAGAAGGGUGUUUUUCAUUUUGAUGGCUCAUUCCGACCUUGUCCUUUGAAACAGGAAUUCAUCGGUGUCACUGACAAGAAAGCCAUCAAGCAGCUCAAGACUAUGAACGACAUCUGUUAUACCAAAGUUCUUGAGCAAGUCGGUCAGCGUCGAAACCAGAUGCUUAUUUUCGUCCACUCAAGAAAGGAGACCGCGAAGACAGCCAAGUAUAUCAGAGACAAGGCUGUCGAAAUGGAAACUAUUGGCCAGAUUCUUCGAAGUGACGCCGCUAGUCGCGCCAUUCUUUCAGAAGAGGCUGAGUCCGUUGAUGAUGCUUCUCUCAAAGAUCUUCUGCCUUACGGCCUGGGAAUCCAUCAUGCUGGUCUGAGUCUGGCAGAUCGUGAUUCUGUCCAGGCGCUUUUCGCCGAUGGUAGUAUCCAAGUUCUGAUCUGUACCGCAACCCUCGCCUGGGGUGUUAACCUUCCCGCGCACACUGUCAUCAUCAAGGGAACCCAAGUGUAUUCCCCUGAGAAGGGUAGCUGGGUUGAACUGAGUCCCCAAGAUGUACUUCAAAUGCUUGGCCGUGCUGGUCGACCCCAGUACGAUACCUUCGGAGAGGGUAUCAUCAUUACCUCUCAAUCUGAGAUGCAAUAUUAUCUCUCGCUUCUGAACAUGCAACUGCCGAUUGAGUCUCAGCUUGUAAGCAAGUUGGCUGAUAACCUCAACGCUGAGAUUGUUUUGGGCAACGUUCGUACCCGUGACGAGGGCGUUGAAUGGCUUGGAUACAGCUAUCUUUACGUUCGAAUGCUGCGUUCCCCUGGCUUAUACAGUGUUGGUGCAGACUACGAAAACGAUGACGCUCUAGAACAGAAGCGUGUUGAUCUUAUCCACUCCGCCGCCACUGUACUCGAGAGAGCUGGACUCGUCAAGUAUGAUAAAAAGACUGGACGACUCCAAUCAACCGAGCUGGGUCGCAUUUCUUCGCAUUAUUACAUCGGCCACAAUUCCAUGCUCACUUACUCUCAGCAUCUUCAGCCUUCCAUCACAACCAUCGAGCUGUUCCGUAUUUUCGCUCUCAGCGACGAAUUCAAAUACAUUCCCGUGCGUCAGGAUGAGAAGUUGGAGCUUGGCAAACUUCUUGGCAGAGUUCCAGUGCCUGUCAAGGAGACGAUUGAUGAGCCCCAUGCGAAGAUCAAUGUUCUCCUUCAAGCUUACAUUUCUCGUCUGAAGCUCGACGGACUGGCGUUGAUGGCUGAUAUGGUUUAUGUCACACAAUCUGCUGGCCGUAUCAUCCGGGCUAUCUUUGAGAUUUGCUUGAAGAAGGGCUGGUCAUCAGUGGCGAAGACUGCACUUGAUCUCUGUAAAAUGGCCGAGAAGCGUAUGUGGCCAACAAUGUCUCCUCUGCGUCAGUUCCAUAACUGUCCGAGAGAUAUCCUGCAAAAGGCCGAGCGGAUUGACGUGCCUUGGGCUAGUUACUUUGACUUGGACCCACCGCGUAUGGGUGAACUUCUCGGUAUGCCUAAGGCUGGACGCGUUGUCUGCGAUCUCGUUUCCAAAUUCCCUCGACUUGAAGUUCAGGCUCAGGUGCAGCCAAUUACUCGAUCCUUGCUUCGCGUGGAGUUGACACUGACCCCUAACUUUGUCUGGGACGAUGCUGUACACGGUAACGCCCAAGACUUCUGGAUCUUGGUUGAAGACUGUGAUGGUGAAGAGAUUUUGCACCACGAUCGUUUCCUGUUACGGCGUGAGUUUGCGCAAUCUGAGAUGAACGAACAUCUCGUUGAAUUCACCGUUCCCAUUACGGAGCCAAUGCCUCCUAACUACUUCAUCUCGCUGGUGUCUGAUCGCUGGAUGCACUCUGAGACUAAGAUCGCUGUCUCUUUCCAAAAGCUCGUCCUCCCAGAGCGCUUCCCUCCUCACACCCCAUUGCUUGAUAUGCAGCGUGCACCUGUCAAGGCUUUGAAGCGUGACGAGUACCAGAAACUCUACCCCAACUGGGACCACUUUAACAAGAUUCAAACCCAGGUCUUCAAGUCUGUGUUUGACUCGGACGACAAUGUCUUCAUUGGUGCUCCAACUGGUAGCGGCAAGACUGUCUGUGCCGAAUUAGCCUUGCUUCGUCAUUGGUCAACUGAGAACAGCGGCCGCGCAGUCUAUGUUGCUCCUUUCCAAGAGCUGGUUGACCUGCGCCUCGCCGACUGGGAGAAACGACUCAGUGGUCUUGCAGGGGGCAAGACUAUUGUCAAGCUGACUGGAGAGACUACAGCCGAUCUGAAACUUCUAGAGCGCGCUGAUCUUGUUCUCGCCACCCCCGUCCAAUGGGAUGUCCUCUCUAGGCAGUGGCAGCGACGAAAGAACAUCCAGACUGUGCAAUUGUUCAUCGCUGAUGAACUGCACAUGCUUGGUGGCUUCGGAGGCUAUAUCUACGAAGUUGUUGUUUCACGUAUGCACUACAUUGCUCUCCAGACUGAAAAUGACAUGCGUAUUCUUGGCCUGAGUGUUCCGCUUGCCAAUGCCCGUGAUAUCGGAGAGUGGAUUGGUGCCAAUAAGCAUACUAUCUACAACUUCAGCCCGAACGCUCGCCCUGUACCCUUGGAGCUUCACAUUCAGUCUUUCACCAUUCCUCAUUUCCCCUCCCUGAUGCUUGCGAUGUCUCGCCCAGCCUACCAAUCCAUCUUGCAAUUGUCGCCUGACAAGUCCGCUCUUAUCUUUGUGCCCAGCCGGAAGCAGGCCCGAUCAACAGCCAUGGAUCUCCUGACAGCUUGUGGUAUGGAUGACAAUGAAGAUCGAUUCCUGAACGCCGAUGCCGAGGAGCUCGCACCUCUUCUUAGUCGUGUCCAAGAACAGACUCUCGCCGCUUCCCUGUCUCACGGUAUUGGAUAUUACCACGAGGCAUUGUCUCCUACUGAUAAGCGUAUUGUGUCACACUUGUUCAGUAUUGGUGCCAUCCAGGUGCUCCUGGCCUCGCGUGAUGUCUGUUGGGAAUUGGACUUGACAGCCCAUCUGGUGAUUGUUAUGAACACUCAAUUCUUCGAUGGCCGUGAACACCGUUACAUUGAUUACCCUAUCAGCGAGAUUCUUCAGAUGUUCGGCAAGGCUUCCCGACCCGGUCAAGACAAGAUUGGUCGCGGUGUUCUGAUGGUACCUGCGGUCAAGCGUGACUACUACAAGAAGUUCCUUAGCGAGGCGUUGCCUGUGGAGAGUCAUCUGCAGGUCUACCUCCACGAUGCAUUUGUCACUGAGGCUAGCACCAAGACCAUUUCUUCGACUCAGGAUGCCGUCGACUGGAUGACAUACACAUACUUCUACCGCCGGCUGCUCGCCAACCCCAGCUUCUAUGGUCUCAGUGAUGUUAGCCACGAAGGGCUGAGCACAUUCCUGUCUGAAUUGGUUGAGAACACGCUGAAGGAGCUGUCUGAGGCUAAGAUCAUUGACCUCGACGAGGAUGAUGACACUGUGUCGCCCUUGAAUGCCGCUAUGAUUAGCGCAUACUACAAUAUUUCCUUCAUCACCAUGCAAACAUUCUUGUUGUCGCUUUCAGCUCGCACCAAGCUCAAGGGUAUCCUGGAAAUUGUCACCUCGGCCACUGAGUUUGAAUCUGUUCAGAUCCGUCGUCACGAGGAGCAUAUCCUUCGCCGUGUCUACGAUCGUGUACCCGUCAAGAUGUCGCAGGUGGCAUAUGACUCGCCUCACUUCAAGGCAUUUGUACUCCUGCAGGCUCAUUUCUCCCGCAUGCAGCUGCCAAUUGAUCUUGCGAAGGAUCAAGAGGACAUCAUUCGCAAGGUUCUCAACUUGCUUAGUGCCUGUGUGGAUGUAUUGUCUUCAGAGGGCCACAUUAAUGCUAUGAAUGCCAUGGAGCUGUCGCAGAUGGUGGUCCAGGCCAUGUGGGACCGUGAUAGUUCACUUAAGCAGAUCCCCCACUUCUCAUCCGAGGCCAUCGAUGUGGCUAAGGAAUACAGCAUUAAUGAUAUCUUUGAAUUCAUGGACGCUAUGGACCCCUCCGAGAACAAGGACUACCAAACUCUCGUCAAGCGCUUGGGCUUGAACAACAAGCAAUUGGCGCAAGCGGCCGCUUUCACCAACGAGAAAUACCCCAACAUUGACCUGGACUUUGAGGUUGAAGAUCCUGAGAACAUCACCUCUGGUGACCCUGCCUACCUUAAGGUCAAGAUCGAGCGUGAGGUUGAAGAUGACGAAGAGCCAGAUACCGUUGUCCACGCCCCAUUCUAUCCUAACGAGAAGAUGGAGAACUGGUGGCUUGUUGUCGGCGAUGAAAAGACCAAGAAUUUACUCGCAAUCAAGCGUGUUACGAUCGGUCGCAAGUUGGAGCUGCGCCUAGAAUAUGUUGUCCCCACUCCUGGAGAGCAUGAGCUCACUCUUUACCUAAUGAGUGAUAGUUAUGUUGGUGUGGAUCAAGCCCCCACAUUCACCGUGACCGCAGCUGAAGGAAUGGAUGAAGAUGAGAGUGAGGAAGAAGAGGAGUAA
Molecule: messenger RNA, 6603 nt
Organism: Penicillium malachiteum
Lineage: Eukaryota; Fungi; Ascomycota; Eurotiomycetes; Eurotiales; Aspergillaceae
Product: ATP-dependent RNA helicase BRR2
Exons: 2
Coding region: 1-6603 (2200 amino acids)
Cellular component (GO): nucleus
Molecular function (GO): ATP hydrolysis activity; ATP binding; nucleic acid binding
Source: RefSeq, a predicted model, not a curated record